AUGGCGCCUCCAACCUUUCCCCCGGUUCCCAGGUCGCUCUUCUAUCCGCGCCGGCCCAAAACGCGCGACAACGAAACCGCCCUCCGCCUCGAGGCCCUUGGGGCUAGCCGCUACACGACCUACGCCCAGCACCUGUGGGGAUUCACCAUCCUACGGACAGUCUACACGCCCGAAUCGGACACUCUAUUCCCCAUCGCCAUGCGACGGCUGGACGCGUGGGCACGCUAUAGCCCCCACCAGGGCAGAUUUCCGAAAUAUGGACAGGCGUAUGAAAGCAAGGCCGUGACCGACGGGGAGCCCAACGAGGAAUUGGCAAAGAGGUUCUAUUGCGACGUGAUAGAGGACAAGGACAGGCUUGCGGGGAUUCAGUCGGACGCCGAGGGUUUCGCCAAGCUCAGGGACUACUUCCGGGAGUGGUUGGUUAGCGUGGGCGUGCAGCCAGAGCUUCCGCCGAAUUAUAACGACGACGACGACGACGACACCGACGGUCCAGAUCUUGAUCCCGCCCUUGAGCCCAACGAGAGCCAUGACGACCCGAGAUUUCGCAGUGUCCUUGUGGUUGACGAGGAGUGCUUGCGUUCGCUGAUUGAGGAACUACCCGAUGAGACGCCCCCGCUGAGGACGGCAGUGGAUAGAGAAGAAUGGCUCAAGUACCUGCGCAUGGGUAAGAAAGCGUGGCUUUGGAUGCUGGAUACGGGGUAUAUGACUCGAGACGAGAGUCAAUUUUCUCCUCCUGGAUUUCGAGGCUGGUUCAGGCUCGGUCCCACGGAGCUUCUCUGGGCCUGGUACGAAUGGAAGAGUUACCUGCAUCGCCGAUCCGAUCCUUCCUGGAAGGUUCAAGAAAAAGAUGGGGUUCCGGGAGUCUGGUGGUAUUAUUACUGA
This is a messenger RNA of Podospora bellae-mahoneyi, 882 nucleotides long. RefSeq lists its product as uncharacterized. Bases 1 to 882 code for a protein of 293 amino acids. Lineage: Eukaryota; Fungi; Ascomycota; Sordariomycetes; Sordariales; Podosporaceae. The record is from RefSeq and is a predicted model, not a curated record. The transcript has a single exon.